Penicillium bovifimosum is the source of this 408-nucleotide messenger RNA. RefSeq lists its product as uncharacterized. NCBI's taxonomy places the organism in Eukaryota, Fungi, Ascomycota, Eurotiomycetes, Eurotiales, Aspergillaceae. The transcript has a single exon. Bases 1 to 408 code for a protein of 135 amino acids. The record is from RefSeq and is a predicted model, not a curated record.
AUGGGCCGACCUCGAAAAUACGCCUCUGUUGAAGAAAGAAAAGCGGCGAGGUCAGCCCGAGCGUGGAAGAAGCGCCAGGCUGCACGCGCUGCAGAACCCCUGAGAUUCGUCGAAUACCGUCCCCCGGCGGCGCAUCGGUCCACUGGCAUUACAGAACAACCACCGAGCUACUUUCCUCCGGGAGAAGUCUCUACCACUGAGGUUGAGCAACUUCCACCUCUCAACCCUGGCCUUGAGCCAUGGGCACCGUCUACUCUGGAAGUCCUGCCCGUGGAAGUCCUGCCCGUGGAUGAUAUUGAUGAGCCUCAGCUAAAAUCCACGCCUGAUGUGAGCAAUGAGCCUGUUACACACAGAGAGACCAGGCAACCUCGGAAGAAGGGAAUGAUGACUGGUGAGUCACUGCUGUGA